AUGUUAAACGGACUUCGUAUCAACCCAGAAUCUCUUACUUUUGACCUUGUCAUUGAUGAGAUUAUCCGACAUGGACUUAGAAUCGGAAACUUGGCGUCCAACAUGGGACGUAAAGUCUUGCCUUUACGUUUAGAGCUAUGGGGAACAGUCGAGGAACACGUAAACAAUGAUAUGAUUUUGGUCAGAAGAGCUUUGGAGGAAUCAGCAUUAGAGAGUAACUAUGGCAUGGUUCCAGCGAAGGAGUCAUCUGUUGAGAAGAUGCUGAAGAGGGUUAGAGUGGAAGAUGGAGAUGAACGUGAAAAGGGUGAAGAAAACAUCAAGAAAAGGAAGGUGAAAGGCGAAGAUUGCGUUAUAUGUUUGGAGGAAAUCAAGGUUGGAUCAGGUGCUUCUCGGAUGCCUUGUUCUCAUACUUUUCAUGCUAUCUGCAUCGAAACAUGGUUGAAGCAGAGCCAUUAUUGUCCUAUUUGUCGGUUUGAGAUGCCAACUGAGAGUUAG
Molecule: messenger RNA, 495 nt
Organism: Durio zibethinus
Lineage: Eukaryota; Viridiplantae; Streptophyta; Magnoliopsida; Malvales; Malvaceae
Source: RefSeq, a predicted model, not a curated record